AUUAUCCUGCCUUUAAAAAAUUGUUUCCUUAUUGAAUCUAACCUUUCUUGUUCUCGUGGAUUGGAACCUGUAUAUAUAUACAAGCUUAUCAUCCUUCAUUGGAACUAUUUGCCCUAAUUGGUCCAUGGAAAAAUCCCACCCUUUAGCCAUUGAAAGUUUUUCAUCUAGUUGGUUAUCAAAUACAACAUCUCUUAACAAUUCCAGGGAAGUCACCUCAAAGGAAUUGGACGGCACCUUAGUAAAAGAAGCCCUCAACUUUAAUUUUGAUAUUCCUACAUCCCCUGUUGCUCUUCUUCAUGCUGAUGAACUUUUUUCCGAUGGCCUCAUCAAACCUGUAUUUGUUGAUGAUCCUUCAGAGAUAGAUUCCUCCAAUAGCUCAGAUUUCAUAACAGUCUUACCUGGCUCUUCGUUUUCUGUAGGAAAUAUUGGUAUUUCAUCCCUGGAUGGUCAUUGUGAUUGCUUUAUAAAAUGGAAAGAGUCGUCCCAGCGAAUCAUCCAGAAGUGUUUUGGACAUAUCAGAUCGUUGUGCAAUAAAGCAAUUAUAAGAAGUUCAAGAAAAAGUAUUAGGGUUAACGAUAUUGAUAGGAGACUAGCUUGGGAAGUUAAGAGGUGUAGCAAUAAUUCACCCCAAGCAUCUCCACAAAGAAGUACAGCAUAUUCAGUGGAUGAUUGGUGUGAUAUUGAGAGCUCAAUCCAUGAAGCCAUUCUUCAUUGCAAAAGAUCAAUAGAGAAAUGAUCGUUUAACAGAGACAACAGCGACUGGAAGGAGAAGAGUAGAGGUGUCAGACAUGCAUGGCUAGAGAUUGAGCACAAGUGGUCCUUUGUCCAUUUCUUGGUGUUCCUUCCUCUUGGAUUUAAAUCUGAAUUUGUCUCGCACAAGCUUCAUGGAUACAUAGCUGUAGAAACUCUUAAUUAAUAUUG
Pistacia vera is the source of this 921-nucleotide messenger RNA. RefSeq names its product probable membrane-associated kinase regulator 6. Bases 125 to 736 code for a protein of 203 amino acids. The transcript is spliced from 2 exons. Lineage: Eukaryota; Viridiplantae; Streptophyta; Magnoliopsida; Sapindales; Anacardiaceae. The record is from RefSeq and is a predicted model, not a curated record.